Messenger RNA from Rangifer tarandus platyrhynchus (Svalbard reindeer), 378 nucleotides. NCBI's taxonomy places the organism in Eukaryota, Metazoa, Chordata, Mammalia, Artiodactyla, Cervidae. The record is from the annotation of a GenBank genome assembly.
AUGGUCAUGGCCACAUUCCAUGAACUGCUCCAUGCCCUGGGUUUCUCUGGAUGGCUCUUUCAGACAUGGAGGGACUGUCUGAAUGAGGGCAAUCUUAGAGAGAACUGUUCUACAAAGCAAGUGACAAGGCGAGAUGAGUGGAGACAGCUGCUUUCCACCACAGCCUGGCCAAGCACUUGGAACUGUAGGAGGCUCACUGGGUGCUUCCUUGGAAGCAGCAGUGAGAAUGAGAACAGCUUAGGGUCAUGGAAGGAAGAGGGAGCAGUCAAGUGCUACCUCCUCCCGUGGGGCCCUUUGUCUUCACACUGGGAGGUCAACCACAGCACUGCAGAGGUGCUGUUUUGGGGCUGGGGCCUGGCCUGGAAUUUGGCCCUGUGA